This is a messenger RNA of Ailuropoda melanoleuca (giant panda), 387 nucleotides long. Its product is annotated as 60S ribosomal protein L23-like. Gene Ontology annotation, molecular function: structural constituent of ribosome; large ribosomal subunit rRNA binding. Gene Ontology annotation, cellular component: cytosolic large ribosomal subunit; ribosome. The record is from RefSeq and is a predicted model, not a curated record. NCBI's taxonomy places the organism in Eukaryota, Metazoa, Chordata, Mammalia, Carnivora, Ursidae. The transcript has a single exon. Bases 1 to 387 code for a protein of 128 amino acids. Gene Ontology annotation, biological process: translation.
AUGUCACAGCAAGGAUGUGGUGGGUCCGCUGGUGUGAAAUUCCGAAUUUCCCUGGGUUUUCCGGCAGGAGCUGUUAUCAACGGUGCUGACAACACAAGAGCUAAAAAUUUGUAUAUCAUCUCUGUGAAGGGGAUCAAGGGACCACUGAACAGACUUUCUGCUUGGGGUAUGGGUGACAUGGUGACGGCCACAGUGAAGAAAGGCCAACCAGAGCUCAGAAAGAAGGUAUAUCCAGCCAUGGUAAUUCAACAACGAAAGUCAUACCAGAGAAAAGAUGGCAUGUUUCUCAAUUUUGAAGAUAACAUGAGGGUCAUAGUAAACAAUAAAGGUGAAAUGAAAGGUUCUGUUAUCACAGGACCAGUUGCAAAGGAGUGUGCAGACUUGUGA